Molecule: messenger RNA, 900 nt
Organism: Lathyrus sativus (Indian pea)
Lineage: Eukaryota; Viridiplantae; Streptophyta; Magnoliopsida; Fabales; Fabaceae
Source: the annotation of a GenBank genome assembly
AUGAGAUCAUUACUUUUGUUGUUCGUAGCUUUAUCUUUCAGCUAUGUCUUUGCUGAAAGCGCCUUCCCUGUUCAUAUCGGUAGUGUAUUAAGUGCCAUCGGUGGUGGCGGUGGUGGCAGUAGUGGUAGCUCUCGUGAACCGAAAUACAAGAUUGAAUUCCAUCCCGAAGAAUCUCCUUUUCACCCUGAUGAUGACCAGGAAUCUAUAGUUUUACCUGAUAAAAAUGGACAGAAAUUUAUAUGUUACUUGCCUAAGGUGGAAAAGGAAAAAAGUGGAAAGCCUCCUAUACAGCAAAACGUUAGCAGCAUGAUUGUUGAAACUGAGAAAAGGGUUAAACAAAAGACACCAGAUGAACUGUUAGAAGUAUUGAAGGGUCCGUGCGUUAUCAGACAAGAAGGUUGGUGGUCUUAUGAGUUUUGCUAUCACAAGAAAUUGCGGCAGCUGCAUUUGGAAGAUGAUAAGGUAGUCCAGGAAUUUGUCUUGGGUGUGUAUGAUCCUGAGGCAACAGCUGCAUUUAACCAAAACCUUUCCAACAUAUCUACAUUUAAAGAUCCUCGCUCAAAGGAUGCCUCACAAAGAUAUCAUGCUCACCAAUAUACUAAUGGAACCAUAUGUGAUCUUACAAAUAAGCCAAGAGAGACUGAGGUGAGGUUUGUAUGCUCAGAACCCAGAGCCAUGAUCAGUUCAAUCACAGAGAUUUCAACUUGCAAGUAUGCACUUACAGUUCAUGUCCCUAUGCUAUGCAAGCACCCAUUGUUUCAAGAGGAGAGACCAGUAUGGCACACCAUAGACUGUAAUGCGCUUCCGAAGGAUUACAAGGUUUCUAAAGUGAGACAAGAAGACGAAGAUAUGGAGAUUGUUAUGGUCACUGAUUCAGAAAUUGAUGAUUCAGAACAAUGA